UCUUGUAAACAGUCGUUUCAGUCGGGAAGGUGUUUUUACCGUUGUUUUGCGCGUUUUUUCGGAAUUAGUGAGCGGAUGGAAGUUCUGCGGAACAUUAGCUGUGGAAUUUGUGUAAAUAAACAAUAUUCAUUUUAGAAAUACGAAACAUUCGACAAAUACGAACGAAAAACUCGAGUACGUGGUUGAGAAUACGGGAGUUCUGGUGAAGUGUCGAUUCUGAAAGUCCAAGGUGUACGAUGAUCAGGUGAAUGUAGGUAUUUCGGAUUGAAUCACACCCGGUUUGAAAAUGAUUCAAUCUGCGUGGCGCUGGAAGAAGAGAUCUGGUGACUUUUUCGUACACUGAAUUGGCAGCCCAGCCGAUGGACGACGGUGAAUUUCGGCAGUGAGGGAAACGUCAGAAAAAUUAACAUAUUCACACGCAAGCAGUUUUGAUCCAGCGCAUGGACGAAGGUGCGCAACAGGUUUAGCAGGCCUGCUUGGUUUACGCGAGGGUGCUUGUGUUUUUUCGGUGCCUACUACGUUUGUGCUAGUAGUGGCUGCGUACGUGAGGGAGAAGGCAAUGCGCUGACGAUUUGGCGAUUCAGGCAGUGUCGUUGCACGGAAACCGGAGUGAAUGAGUGAAGAAAUACAUCCACCGAAUCGAAGUGGAGGAGAGGUGAAUAACGCGAUAAUAUCGCCGACGUUCAUUUGCGCUGGUGAGACGCGAGGUGCACGAGCGAUUUCUAAUGAAUUAAUGAUGUGGCUCUGAUGUUGUCCCAUGGUGGAUCAAGUUUUGUACGAUUUUGACAGCUAGUAUUCAUUAGAAAGCCGUCAAGUGGCAUGUUUGGUUACAACCCUUGGAACCCCAUCGUAUGGCAGUGUGGAUUGAUGCAAUCAAUAAUAUAAGCAAAUAGCCAAUGUUUGUAUUGUUCGGAAGUGGUUAGAGUUCGCGCAAGCACUACGCAGAGGUGAAGAGAAGAGAAGGAAGGAACGUACAAGGCAAUUCAAGUUAACCAAUGUGCAACAAGUGAAUGGAUGGAGUGAACUGGCCUUAGCGAAGGUUUUAUGUGGCAAAGUUUUAAUCACUGCGCUAGGCAAAUGCAUUAUGCUGAUUGAAUGGAAGUUUGCUGGCGAGGAAGCGAUGCAAAUUGUUUUUCGUACAGGUGUUUGAAGGCGUUACGUUAAUUAGAUUUCACAUUUAUCGAUCGAUUUCGAGCCAAACCAGUGGAAAACAAAAUAGAAGGAAGCAUACGAGCCGGGUUUUGAUGACUGGGAAGAAGCGGACCCAGGAGGGAAACACGACGCUUUGGAUUAAUUUUCCUUGUUUCUCGGUUUCGUUGUGUUAUUUUGUUUUCGACAACAGCUUAAAUGCUUCAAAGUCUCGAUGUGUGCGUUGUGAGUGGUUGGCGAGCAUAAACACAGUGAUUGGAAAAAUGCGUUCGAGUCGGAUCUGACCGUCGAUAUUUGGAGACGAUUUUCAAUUUCGUUUAAUUUUGGUUAAGUGAGGUUCAAUUUUACUCUCGAUCGUGUUGGGCUUUGUUUUGAUGCUGUGAAGAAGCCUGCUCCGAGAAGAUUGCAACGAAGAAGAGAUUCCAAGACGAAGCGGAAUCGAAGCUAAGGAAAUAUUUUUGAUUUUUGUUUCGCUGAGUGGUGAUCAUCGAUCGCGUUUUGGUCCAUCUGGCUCACAGCCUCUGGAAUUGCGUGUGAAGUGGAGAAAAUUCGAAACGAUGGGUAGCCGCAACUUGGAGUGUCGUAAAUUUUCACCAAACAUCUUUAACAAGAGCAAAUGUACUCACUGUUUUCGCCAGCGUGAGGAGCACAGUGCGGCCGCACUGGAAUGCAAUCGGGCAACAAGAAAGGUGUCAAAACGUGGUUAUUUAUUCGUGGCACCCGACUGGGACUUCAGCAAUCCACUCUACAGAACAAAGCGAUGGCAGCGACGAUGGUUCGUGCUGUACGACGAUGGGGAGCUCACAUACUCAGUGGACGAACACCCAGAAACAAUUCCCCAAGCCAUAAUCGACAUGACCAAGGUACUGGAGGUAACCACAGCCGAAGACGUCACUAGUCAUCCACACUCAAUUGCCAUUACCGCACCGGAACGAGUCACAUUUGUGAAGGGUACCUGCCCGGAGGAGACCAAGUGGUGGUUCAACGUACUGUCCGCCUUCCCAAAAUCCAAGGGUCGACACAAACGAAAUGCAACGUUUCCUGGCGGGCAAGCAACUACCAUCCUGCAGUCACAACCUCCAUCAGCCGGUCGGAAUCGGCACAAUUCCUACCACAAAGACAUGCUGCCAUCACCCGUCGUGGCUAAUCUGGAGGCCCUGACGGCGCCUUGCUCCUGGAAUCUGGCGGCCACCGACGAGAACAAUCUAAAUGCAAAUAAUGAGAAUUGCAGCCUGGGCAACUCCACGGCGGCGACGACGACGACGACGACCAGUAGCAGCAUCGGUGGCAGCAAUAACAACAACGUGAACGCCAAAGUCUACAGCGAGCAGCCCGUUUCGUCCAAAUCGCCACCCACCAGAGAUAAAUUACAUCCCGAAGGCAAGGGUCAGGCACGUAUCAGGAACCGCAAUCGAUCAUCGCUGGAUGCAACCGACUCAGCAUCCAAGUGCUAUCUUUUGGACGACGUACGACGCGACGAGAAACUGAAAGAUAUCGCCAAUACGAUCACCAAUGUGAACCGCUGGAGCUCGCCGUGCAUCGCCGAUAGCCUUCCGUUAACGGUAGUCGGAGUAUCGCCGGAUGAGAAGCCCACCCGGGAUGAGAACACAGUUCCGCCACAAUACAGUGCUAAAUCGACCGGCCAAAUGCGACCGCAGUCUCUGACGAUCCCGUCCACUGCACCGGCCAUCGUUUCCGCCAUCGUUAAAAAGAUACCAACCGGUAUCAGUAGUUCCACCAAGUCAGACCUGUCGAAAAGCAACCAGAACACAACCUCUAGUCCGAAGUUGAAACCUAGUCAAACCCACGAGCGAGGCGACCCCGACGGGGACUGCGGCCUCGACGAUGCCCCUGCCAACUAUCUGUCGAAAAACUCCGAACUUCGGGUCACAAUCCCGUCGACGACGGAGGAGCUGCUCAAUUCGAAAAAAGGCUGGCUUAUGAAGCAGGACAGUCGGUCCAGUGAUUGGAGCAAGUACUGGUUUACGCUGCGUGGGGCCGCCUUGUUCUACUAUCGAGAUCCGGUGGCCGAGGAGAAGGGCGUACUGGAUGGAGUGCUGGACGUUAACAGCAUUACCAGUAUCACCGAAGUGCCAGUUAAUAGGAACCACGGAUUUCAGUUGACGACAUGGGACAACCGACGUAUCGUGCUAUCUACCGUGACCAUCAGCAACCGAAACAAUUGGAUCAACGUGCUCAAGAAUGCAGCCGGAUUACCUCAAGCCAAAGCUACUCUGAACAACAAUAACCUGGGACUGAACAAUCAAAACGAUGAAAACUUCAAAACGUUAACCGACAAACCACCCUUAGCAAUAGAAAUCAUAGACGACAGCCCGAUGCCGGACCAAGUUGGCAGUCACAACAUCGGUACCAUCGGCGGCCGAAUCAGUGUUGAAGCUAACCGUGGAGAGGACGAAGUCGACUGUAAGCUCACUCAAAAAAGUCAGGACGUUGUAGUGCACCUCACCAAAUCGAACAGCGCUUGUGACGUUCUAAACAAUAACCUUCCGCAAAAGCCAUCCAACUCAUCAACCGCCACGAGUCCUGUAACACCCGUUACUCCCAUCACGCCCAAAUCGAUGCUGUUCUCCUCCGACGAAGAGUACCGCACUGCGUCCGAAGGAGGCCGGAGAGACAGUAUCGGCGAUUGGGGCUCCCCAGUGUCACCUUCUCCGCCAGUGCCACUCUCAGCGAUAGCUAGAACCAAAGAUAGAUUAAGAACAUCCCACAACAGGUUACACAAACGCAGUCGGUCGUCACCCCCAUCGUCACGGCGUAGCACAAUCGAAAGCGUUCAAUCCGAAGACCUCCCACUCAUCAACCCCGUCCAAGAAGAAGUGUGCAUAGACAAGGAAGUGCAACUUCGGUUGCAAGCUGCCGAGAAAGAAUUGUCGAUCCUUCGAGAGGAAACUCACGAACGGGAAGCCCGUAUGUCCGAUCUAUUGACCACACUCGAACGAACCGAACAAGAGUUAACGCGGAAGCGGGAAUAUGAGGAAAACAGGGAAAAACUGUUGACACAGCUAGAUGCAAGUAGGUCUAGUGCUCAAGAGAUCAUCGACAGGAUAACAGUGGAGCUUGACAAAAGUCGUGAUACGGUGAAGGAACUCGAAGAUCGGUUAGCUCGUGGCAUUGAAGAAAAUGAGUCGCUGUACAAGAAAAUCAGAGAAUUCGGUAUUUCUAGUCCCGCUUCCAGCCUAUGUAGUCUAAAUACUAAAAUGGGUAAAAUGCGACGGAUGGAUUCGUUCAGCGAUUUGACUAGUCUAUACGAAGUCGAUCCCAAUAUGUUAGACAAAGACAUGCUUACGGAUGAGUAUCACGAGCUCAGAGCGCGAUUCGAGAAAGCCGUAAGUGAACUGAAAGCGAUGAAGCGUGAGUUAAAGGACUCUCAUAAAAUGUAUGAUGAUCUUGAGAUUUCAUAUGCCACACUGAGAAAAGAGAUCGAGCGGCAACAAAAGGAACAGGAUUCACAAUCAAAGAUGAUGGCCGACCGAAUACAGGACAUGACGAACAAGUACACGAAUGCAGAGAAACAGGUCAGACUCCUUCGACAAAAAUUGAUUCGAAAUGAAAAGCGGAGAUCAUUAUCGUUGAAAGGCAAAGAAUCGCUCACAAUUCAGAAAGAAUUGGAAGAGAAGGUUACAGAAUUGGAGCAUAAAAUCGAUGCCCUGGAACAAGGUGCAGUGAUGGCGGAAGCAACUGUAUCGCAAAGUGAAUCAUCUGAACUGAAAAACGUCAAGCGGGCAUCUACCCGCUUAAGAAGGAAAAGCUUGGAUAGUGCUUCCAUCUCCGCGCAACCCAUGCAAGUUUUACUUAGGUUGAACAACUUGGAAAAACGGGUCGACAAUGUAAAGUCAACUGCUGGAGAAAUGUUGACUAUCCCUGGCUCUACAGAAAGUGUGAACACCGCAGGCAUGAUAAGCAGCGGGAGCACCAGCAGCAUUAGCAGCGUCGGUAUCAAUAAAACUACCACGAACACUAGUCCAAAAGUUUCCGAACAUCUGAUGGAUCGGUUGAAAAGUUUAGAAGGAGUGGUCAUUUCCGUUCGUGAACUUGUAGACCAAAGUAUGCGUCAGUUCCAAAAUUUGCGAUCUUCCAGGUCUAGGCGAUCCGUUUCUCCGAUUGCCGACAAGAAAGAUUCCUUCAAAUUUGUAGAAAGGUGCCUGUCGGAGGUUUCCAAACUGCUACGCGAUAGUUGUGAGCACUGCGUCAUUCAAGAUUGUUCGUUGAACAACAAUAUCGUCCUGCUGCCGGAAACCAAUCCAAUCAAACUUGCGCUAACGCAAAUGGAGGCCCAGCUGAAAAAUAAACUCUGUGAUUUGCUUAAACAGCGAAGAAUGUUGCGUGAAACAAACGGGCUAACGCAAAAGAAGGAUAUGGAACUUCUGGCGGAGCGCGUAGCUUUUGAAACCGUAUGCUUCGGCCGGAUGCGGAACGCUCUGGAACGGGCCGAAAACUUCAAGGAACAUGAAGAAAAACAAACCAAAGUGGAAGUUUCCGAAACCAUACAGUUGAUGGCAAUGCUUAAGGCAAAACUCGCUGGUAAAUGUGGCAUCAAGCCUAACAGCAGUAUUGACGUGCUUGCAAGUGUCUUGGCUAGAAAGCUUAUGUUAUCCGCCGGUCGCACCAGCAAUAUAAGGUCACUAAACUUCCACGCCAUUAACACUAAUUUACUGGAUGAUUUACUUCGUCAGCAGAACGAAGUGCAUAUGGUCGCCAAGCGAUACAAGACUACAGUUAUGGAGAACCUAGCGUACGGACUGGCUGCGGAAACGCUAAGUUAUAUUUCUUCAUCAAACGAGACUAUUCAGGGGGCCGUCCAAGAAGCUUGGCGGCAAGCACAAGAAGCAGUGAAUGCUGAGCUGGUGCAUUCAGAGAUCGCACACAUUAUGAUGCGAAGUGCUCAACGCUACGAAAACUCGCUAACUCCUGCAUUUGGGUACGCGUUGUCUACCGAUGAGCGGAUAACGUUUGAAAACUUCGCCGAUGCUGUUCAGGAUAUUCUGCGUCGAGAAAUGGAACUAGCGAUGGCGCAACUGACGGAUAGUUAUGAGGAAAGCUUAUUGAAGAUGAAGCGUGGCCAGUGGCGGCUGCAUCUGGAGCAGGAACGGAAACCAAGCGAAGGGCGGCAAUUAUUGGCAGAGUUCGCCGAUAUCAUAGCGCACAAAGCGCUGAUCGACGCCCGAGUUCAAAUAUUGAAAGGAGAUUACGUCCCUGCAAAGAUCAAAUUAAUCAAUGAGGAUAACAACAGCUUCAGCGUUGUUGCCCUGAAGAAGUACGAGAACUUGUACACCGAUCUCACUGCUGAUUUGGAGAUUGCCAAUUCGGAUGAUAUCCUCGCUGAGGCAGAUUUCAACUUCAUGUAUAAAUAUUUUGUCAACGAACAUCUCGCUAAUAAAACAGACAUAAAGGAAAUUUCUGCCAUUUUGAAUGAACUGGAACGAUCGGUGGUAUCGUUGCAGAAUGCAAUGAUUCCGGAAAACGUACUGAUCGCCAGCACGGUGGACGUUGACAGUCUACGGAGCAUUCACACCAGGUGCGUGGAAAUUCAGAAUCGCAUCGAUGCGUUAAUUGUCACAGCGAAGUCUAUCCAAGCUCAGUGUGAAGAAUGUGAUAAAUUGCAAGACACACUUCAUCAGCUAACCGAUCGACAUGAAAACGAUAUCGCUAGUUUGAAGCAACAGAACGAAAAAGAGGUUAGCCAGUUAACUAGAAAAAUUGAGGAGCAGAAACAGCUAAUCAAAAGCAUCGAGAAUGAAAAGACCGAAACUCAAGAGCGCUUGAAAAAUGAGAAAAAUGUCCUGAAGCUCCGCGAGAAGGAGUUCAAUGACCUCAGCAGCAAGCUUCUUGCAUACGAAACAAUGUGCCAUGAAAAAGAUAAGCAAAUCGAAGAUCUGCUGGAUAGUUUUGACGAGGAUAGGAAAAAGUCCAAGGUGCUACGGGAGAAAUACGAAGAACUCUCAACCAACUUCCAGAAAAACGCUGAAGAAUAUGCCGAGCUGGAGAAGGAGCGCGAUUACCUCUUCGAGCAGAUCCGAAAGGAGAAGGAUCACGUGAAGAAGCUGGAGAAGCAUUUGGAGAUGCUCGAGGCCGAACACGCCCAACAGGUCGAUAAUUUGCAUGCCGCCUAUCGGGAACAGCAGAUGGCCAACGAAAUUGACUCGCAAAAGGACAAAGAUGACGAGGAUAGCUUGCGUCUCAAAUAUCAGGCAGAGAUCGAGCAACUGAGGGCUCUCUGUGAGAAGGGGCUCGCAGCAAUGGAGGCAUCGCACAAGCGCAUCAUCCACGAUCUGGAAGAAAAGCACCAACAUGAGAUUGCGCAGCUGAUAGUGGAAAAGGAGCAAGCCCUUGCCGAAGAGACUCAGGCAACGUUGGCAGCUCUGGACGCUAUGCGCAAAGCUCAUCAGAAUGAGGUCCAGCGAGAGGUAGCUCGGUUCAAGCAAGAGUUCCUCAAGCAAUUCCAAAAGGGUGGCCAAUCGCCAACGUCCGUCAAAGAGAAAGAGCAAGAAUUGGAGGAAGUCCGUCAAGAAAUUUUGUCACUAUCGGAAAAGUACUCAAUGAAGUGCGUUGAAACGGCAUCGCUGGAAGAAAAGCUGCGAAUUGCAUCGCAACAGUUGAAAUACUCGCAGCAGCACAUUCAGCAGCUAGAUGUUAGAAACAAACAACUUAGAGCACAUUUUGUAUCCGGUGACUCGGAUAACACCACAUCUUCAAGCAGUUCGACGCCGAAGGCAACAACCAUGCAACAAUCGCAUGACGAUGCAAACGGUAGGAAGAGCUCGUUCGACAGCAGCCGACAUCAUUCGUUGUCGACGGUAAUCAAAGCGGCAUCCAGCGACGGUAGCUCAGGAAUAUCCAGCCAAAGCAGUCUUCCGACGGGCCAUUGUUUCGAUAACAGCAACAAAGAGUAUCAUUCCAUUAACAAUAAGAAAGAAUCGCAUCCUAGAUUGAAGCUAUGCGAAGGAGCCAAACUAGGCGUAUCUACAGUUUUCCCCACAUCCACGUCAACCGGGCUCGACUCGGUAAACCUUACGAGCAGUAAUAACCGAACCAAAGUUCUAAAUUCCAAACACUUAAACAUAAGCCUCCUCAAUGGAGGUUCUGCACGACCCAUCACCAGCACCAGCACCGCCAGCAUCUCCUCAUCGCCAGCCAACACUGGCUUAAUCGCCGCCUCGACAAGCAAUGCAUCGCCGGGCAGCAGCAGUAGUAGUAGCAGUAGUAGCAAAAGUUGCACCAGCAGAACUAAUAAUAAUAAUGAUAACGAAUGUCUAACCGAGCUUAAGCCAGCAAAUAAGAUGAGUUCGCCCCUUCCCUUGAAUGAGAAGGACGUUGAACAAAUUCAUCGAUUCGAAUUGGAAAUCUAAAAUAAAAGCUUUGCUAAAAUCACGAACAACCUAAUCACGCAAGCAGCUGCAUUAAACAACAAUCAUUAUUGUUAUUGACACAAACAAGAUGGAUCAGCUUACGAUUGAAUCAGUCACCUACGCCAAAAUGAUGCACUGCUUUCGAGUUGCAUUGCUAAUGAAUUAAGACCUUAUAAACCGUUUUCAUUUGGAUAUUGACACCAUGAACCUAAUUCAAUUACUUGUACAAUACCCAGCAGCUUCCUGUUUGCUCCCACCAGUUAUUUGUGCACGCAGACUAAUUUAAAUAUUACCAAACCCUUCUGUACAUUACUGCUUAUUGUUACGAAAAAUUCAAUCUUAAAUUGAUUCACAAUUAUUAUUAUUUUUCAUGUACAGUUAACUAUGUAUAGAAACCCCUAACACAUAUAGUAAAAAAUUCAUCAUAGACUUUAAGCGUAAAUGUAAAGCUGAACCCGAUCCCGAACAGCUUGUCCUAAUCUUUUGACAAUGGAAAGAGUGUUUGGUGAAACCAUAUUUGCUAACAAGUAAGCUUACACACCCUGUUCUAGUAUUAGAAGCCGAAUCAAGUGUUCACACCCGUCUUACACCAAUUUUAUAAACUAUUUCUGCUCAUUUGGAUAUAGGAAACUAAAAUGCGAAAUUAGACACCGUACUGUUGAGCAGACAGCCAGAUCUUAGUGCAUACUUUUAUAGCUUUAGAACAUUAUUUAAUUCAAUUGAUUUUACCACCCUGGUGUAGAGCAGUCUAUCACACCUACGUCGGGUUACGUCGAAGGAUCUUUGUUUUCGAUGGUACUAUUAGUAAGUAUCGAAAACAUUUUACACGCAGUCUUCCCCUCCCCUUUGUGGUUCUGUUGACUUUAUUUUUUAUCAAUCAGCAAUAAAAAUGUGCAUGUUUUUUGUCAAAAUGA
Armigeres subalbatus is the source of this 9430-nucleotide messenger RNA. RefSeq names its product protein outspread (gene osp). Bases 1707 to 8516 code for a protein of 2269 amino acids. Gene Ontology annotation, cellular component: actin cytoskeleton. Gene Ontology annotation, molecular function: actin filament binding. The record is from RefSeq and is a predicted model, not a curated record. NCBI's taxonomy places the organism in Eukaryota, Metazoa, Arthropoda, Insecta, Diptera, Culicidae. The transcript has 15 exons.